Molecule: messenger RNA, 3964 nt
Organism: Cyprinodon tularosa
Lineage: Eukaryota; Metazoa; Chordata; Actinopteri; Cyprinodontiformes; Cyprinodontidae
Gene: ikzf5
Product: IKAROS family zinc finger 5
Exons: 4
Coding region: 468-1739 (423 amino acids)
Biological process (GO): regulation of transcription by RNA polymerase II
Cellular component (GO): nucleus
Molecular function (GO): DNA-binding transcription activator activity, RNA polymerase II-specific; RNA polymerase II cis-regulatory region sequence-specific DNA binding
Source: RefSeq, a predicted model, not a curated record
UUUACGGCGCAACAACCUGGACUUCAAACAGGUUGAAUGUUUUGGUUUAGCCUACAGUACUAGCUAUUUUAAUAAAAACAUUUAGGCUAUUGAAAGAGUUUAACAGCGAUUUAAGUGUAGCGUACUGGAAUAUUUUCUUUAAAACAAACAGUGACUCGCUGUUUGACGGUCACUGUAGUUGAUAAGGAUGCUUUUCGGUAAGGAAGCUAACAUUAGCUGGUCGGCUAACGCGGCUUCGGUAACAAAUAUGACGAUAAUUGUGACGCUAAAGAUGAUGAGGAGGAGCAGUGUAUAGAAAACACCGAGCGGACAUUGGAUCGCGCUGAUUUCCUGCUUGUCAAUCAUUGUUCUGUAGGGGUCUCCUGUCUUUGUGUCUGGUUAGCCACUGAACGCACCAGAUAAAGGCAAAACAUCCGGCUGUUUUUAAUCUUUGGAGCAGCGAGUUGCUCCUCCGUGACUUUCUUCCAAUGGGGGAGGAAAAGCCGGACACCCUGGACUUUGUGAAGGAUUUCCAGGAGUAUCUCAGCCAGCAGACUCAACAUGUCAACAUGAUAUCAGGCUCUGUUAGUGGCGUUAAAGAGGUGGACGAGCUGCCAGCAGAAUGCAGCCAGAAUGGGCUGGACCAUCCUUCAGUGGACAUGUCGCUGGAAGAAAGCUCUGGCAUCUUAGUUGAUGGCUUCGAGAGGACCUAUGAUGGCAAGCUGAAGUGCCGCUACUGCAACUACGCCACACGAGGGACAGCUCGACUCAUUGAACACAUCCGCAUUCACACAGGAGAGAAGCCUCACCGCUGCCACCUGUGCCCAUUUGCAUCAGCCUAUGAGCGCCACUUGGAAGCUCACAUGCGGUCACACACAGGUGAGAAGCCUUACAAAUGUGAGCUCUGCUCGUUCCGCUGCAGCGAUCGCAGCAACCUGUCACAUCAUCGACGCAGACGCCACAAACUCCUGCCGAUGAAAGGUGCUCGGUCCCUUUCUCAUAAGAAGAUGCUGAGUGUUCUGCAGAAGAAGGCCAGCUCUCUUGGCUACGGUCGACGGCUCCUCAUCAACUUCAGCCCCCCUUCAAUGGUGGUGCACAAAGCAGACGGUGGGAAUGACUUCUCCCAUGAGCUUCCCCACUUGCUUCAAGAAACCUUCGAGAACCAGAGUGAAGCGAUCGGGGAUGGGCUCUCCUCUAAUCCAAAUCACACUCACCACGAGAUGGUUAUGGAUAACCCUCUGAACCAACUGUCCACCCUGGCAGGCCAGUUAGCCAGCCUUCCCUCAGAAUCCCAGGCCCAGACUCAGCCCCCUAUGUCUCCAGGAGCAGAGUCCAUAGUGGAUGAAAAACCCUUCCUCAUCCAGCAGCCGCACCCCGCCACAGCUCCUGUUGCCGUCACAGCUAGCAUUGCUCACGCUGCCUCUUCUUCCCCCAUCACCCUAGAGCCCAGGGCCCCUCCACACAGUAACUGCAGUCCUGCAGGUGGUCCGUGUAGCGAGCACAGCGGGCGUACCAGCACUCCAAGCAUAUCCAACAGCCAACCCAGUACCCCGGCCCCAGGCCAGUCUGCCCCAAUGCAGGACCCCCACACGCUUCAUCACUGCCAACACUGUGACAUCUACUUCCCUGACAACAUCCUAUACACCAUCCACAUGGGUUGCCAUGGCUAUGAAAACCCAUUCCAGUGCAACAUCUGUGGCCAUAAGUGCAAGAGCAAGUAUGACUUUGCCUGUCACUUUGCCCGCGGGCAGCACAAGUGAUCGCUAAGAACAUUUUAGCACAUGGCUUGUUUUGACCCAAUACAAGUUUUAUUUUUUUGUUCUUUAACUUGGCCUGUAUGUAGCAUAGUCUUUAAAAUUUUACUUGCACACAUCAGUGCUAACAGUCAGAGUUAUUUUUCCUUUUAUACUUAUCGAAGUGCCCAUUCUAGUAUAUUACAGCUGCGUCAUCAGUGCUUUUGACAUCUUGAGAAUCUGUUUGCAGUGAUGGUGAAUGUCACAUUUAUCUAGAUCUAUGUCACUUGAUUACUAUUUAUUUAGAUAUGCACAAAAUUUUGCUAAACAAAUUUCCACAUUUGAAAUGAAGUUUAGUGAGUGGCUAUUUACUAAAUACCUAUUCAGUUUCCUCUGUUGGAUUUGAAGCAUAUCUAUUUUUAAACGUAAACACUAAAAUAUAUAACGGUAUAAUGAUGAAGUCAGAUGUGUUUGCUGGAGCAAUACGAUUUUUAAAUUUGGUCAUAGCAUCUUUUCGCUAUAGAAAAACACUGUCAGGGGUUUACAUGCACUCAGCUUUGCUAUGAAUGAAACAUUUGUGAAGCUGGUUGUUUUCUGGCUUAUAUUCGUCUUUUAAGCAACGCCAAUGAAUUGCCAAGGUUGAAGUCUUAGCUUUGGUACCUCUUCCAGAAGAGGUUCUGGUGUGCUUCACAGAUUCCAGACUCUAUGGAUAUUUUAUACUGUUUGAACACUCAAUUGUGUCCAUGUUUCAAUUUUCUGAGCCGAAAGCCAAAGGCUAAAACCUGCUAUGAACUUGAAGUUGGAAAAUAAAGGAAGCUUACCAAGGCCAUAAAGUGAAAGACCUCUGACCAAGAAUCACUACUGAUUUCAGCAUUAACAUUUCAGUUAAAUUGAAAUAAAAUUUGAAGACUCCUAUGUAGUAAAGUCAGAGGCCUAAGAAAAUGGGCCUAGUUAGCCACAAUGUUGGGAACUAUAUCUUGGGCCAUGGCCAGGCUUAAACAACAUGGGCCUGUUCUAUGGAUGGUGGUAUGGGGGGUUUGUAGAAAGCAAAUUAAUGAAGGAAGAAUAACUUUUAAUAGUUUAAUGCCACAGCUAGAUGGUUUAAUGUUGGACACAACAGUUUUAAACCGAUUUGAUUUUUGCCUCAGUUCAUUGAAUGUAAAAUUUUGACUUAAAACUGAAUUAAAAAAAAAUGGUCCAAUGUUCUUUUUUUUACAUCCGUUACAUUACCAAAAAAAAAAAAGUUAUUGACGCACCUGAAGCUACUUCUGUUUUUUUCUCAGAUAUUAUAGUUGGCCUUACAGUAGUUGAAAUUAUUUCUGUGAUUGGUGCAUUAUUACCAUUUCUUUGCAGUGCCUAACCGUGUCACCCUUUUUGUGUCACAGUUUUAGAUGACUGUUAUUUUAGAAUGAUAUUUCCUCUUCCUAUAGCAGGUAGAGCCAUAACCUUUCCGAAUAGGGGUUUGGUUGUUACAGUUUGAUUAUUGUGAUUGUAUUUUCAACAUUUUAUUGGCCAAAUUUCUGCUCCAUAAAUGCUGCUAACUAAUGUUAGAGCCAAUGCCAGCUUUUCUGUAACAGAAAAUGGCAUUGGUGGUGGAACCUGGCCAAAGGACAGUAAAGAUGGUUUUUGGUCAGCUUUAUAGUGUUGUUUUAAGGUUCCUCCAUCAUGAUGAACUGGUUAACUUGUUUCUUGUAAAUCAUCUGUUCAGAGUUGUGUGAUUUUCUACCUACAUUAUGUCAUUGUCUCACUUUUUGACUUUGUAUGAAGUCAUUUUGUAACCAGUGUCUGUGUGUUUUGUAAAAUAAAUCAGAUGUGUCUCAGGAUUCCCCUGUAGCACCGUGGACACCAUAUUCUAGCCUUUUCUAGUUCUUAAUGAAAAUUUCCAUCAAAAACGAAGAUCACAGUGCUCUUAUAUUAUAUAUUAAGUAUUCUGAAUGGUUGGAUAGAUGUUCAUUUUAAAGCUAUAAAGCAGCUAUUUCAGCAAAAGGGUCCUCUGUCUUUGGUACUAUUGUCUGUUGCUUAUCAACACCUGUAGAGGGCGUAAUUGCUGUUUUUAGGCACUUCCCUGUUUAUUGUACUUUAAUCUAAUGAAGACAUUCUGUAUGAGCCGCCUUAUGUUCUCUGUGUGUUUUAAAUUCAUGAAUGUUAAAAAACCUCUGGCUGUCAUCAUUUCUCUGAGCUGAAGUGGCAGAAGACUUUAUUGUGACAUGGAUUAAUAAUUUAUAAGUAAAGUGUUUUCUAAUUGACUUUCA